UUUGUAGAUCAAAUCGACAAAAUCAGACUUUGGAUCCGACACUGGAACUGUAUAUGAAACUUAGUGAAUCAGGCAAUUUUAGUGAUGGAAUCAACAAAUAGUCAGUAUCAGAUUUCUGAAGCUCUGGACUCCUGACAGCAUCUAACAGAAAAGAAUGGUUUUGCUUCACUAGUACUCCUUCGGUUUCUAAAUAAUUGAACUUCUAGUGUUUUUCAAAGUCAAACUUCUUUAUGUUUGACCAAGUUUAUAGAACUUUAAUCAUUUUGGAACAGAGGGUGUACUGAUUAUUUCAACAUUGACAGGAGCAAAGCUGCAAAGGAACAUAAACUUCCAUGCUUUAUUGUCCCCUAGUAUGUCAAAGGCGGAAAAAAAAGAUCACACUACAUAAUAGGCCAUCUAAUAGGAAAAAGUAGCUUUGCUUCACUAGUACUUUACUGUACAUACCAUUACAUAGUUUGAAUGCACGAGAAGUUUCAACAUAGAAAACAGAUAGAAUACUUGUAAAAGAGGGCAUACGCAAACAACCCCAAAACAGCAAUCUGGACAUCAUAGACUUCACCCAUGGCACAAUUAGUGAAGGCUGCUACACGCAUGCUGGUAGCUAGCAACUAACAUGUACUACUAGGAAAGGUCUCACGAUGCCCAUAGGCGACGAUCUUGUACACUUCAAACAAACGGGGAAGACUUUGCAUCUGGUGCAUGCUAAGGUUGUGCUUUCCUUUCCUCUCUCAAGCAAGAAACAAAGUAAUCCUAAUCUUGCCUUGCAAGGCAAAGAUAUGAUGAAUCCCAAUUGGUUACCAACUCCAACAGUUAAUGUGUUUAAUGCCGUCAAAUCACACGGAAGAAGCAAGAUUUUCCGUGUCUUGAAACUCUUGAUCAAAGAUGUUACCCAAACAGCUGUUCUUGGGUUACAGACCUGAAGAAACUUGGCAUAGUUUAGCCCUGAAGGCAAAGCAAGUCAGGGCUUACGGGGUGGGGCACUGGCCAGCCAGAUAUUACUACUAAAGAGCUUUGUUUCAUGGAGACUGCAGGAAUGAUGAAACCUUCUAAAUGGGAAGCAAGCAAGCAGAGGAGAUCAAGAAUCUCCUUCUCAAGAUAAUAAUUCCCUUGGCUUUUCCCCUGGCAGGUUCUUUUAUCUGCGGCCUCAUAGCAGAUAGAGCAAUCAGGCACAGUGACCUAGACUCAUCUGAUAACUCAAUCCAGUUGGAUCAAUCAUCGUCAGACGGUUUGAGAUUGAUUCAAGGAGAGGAGGGAGGAGGAGAAAUGGAGUCCCCGAACCGGGCGCCGCGGAAGCUGGUGCAAGCGGAGACCCCCUACAGCACCGGCAGGGUCGUCGGCGGUGGACAUGCGAAGCAGGCUUCUCUCACUGAAGAAAUCAUGGUGGCGCAGGACACCGAGAGCUCAUCGGAAGUUUCAGUCAACAACCAGAGGCUCCAGGACGUUCAGGGGACGCCCGCCGGCGCCGAAGAGGUCGGGAGCCUGAAGCGCGUGGUGUCGGCCCUCGAAGAGCGGGCCGCCGGCAUCGAGAAGCGGUUCCAGGACUACUGUGACGCGAAGGAGCAGGAGGCGACGUACCAGAAGAUGCAGAUCAUGUGCCUGGGGAUGAAGCUGGAGCUGCUAGAGUCCCAGAACCAGCGGCUUGAGGCGGCCGCCACGGAGAUCCGGGCCGCCGCCGAAGAGUUCGCCGUGAUGCGGGCGGGCCUCGACGCGCUGCAGAGCAAGUUCAGGAAGGUCGCCAAGAAGAGCAGGCAAGAGUUCGACGCCAUUGAUGGGAGGAUCCUGGCCUUGGAUGCCCGGGAGGCAGAGAUGGCGGCGAGGUGCCGAGGCUUUGAGCAGCUCAUGGCGGAGAUGAAGGAGCUGGUUUCGCAGCUGCAGAAGGGGAAAGGAACAGACAGUGAGAGCGUGGAGGUCGCCGUGGAGAGGAGCAUGCGGAAGCUGUCGAGCAGCAAGGACCUGCUGGACGGGAUGGGGGUGCUCCGGGACCGGUGGGCGGCGGACAUGGAGGAGCUCAUCUACCUCGGCUGGAUCACGGCGUGGCUGCAGCACGACCUCCUGGUCAGCGACGGCGAGGGCGGCGCCGCCAAGGGCCCGGCGGCGAUUGGGGACGACGACGACGAUGGCACCCACCCGACGGCGGAGGAGCAGCGCAAGAAGGGGGAGAAGAUGGUGGCGGUGGCCGCGCCGAUCAACGAGGUGGAGCUCCGCAAGACGUCGUCCAACGCGUCGUCGUGCGCCGCGGGAGAGGAGUCGUGCAUGGGGCUGGCGGGCUGCAGGACGGGAAUCGGACGCCCGAGAUUGCUCCGCAAGAUCAGAGGGUGGGCCAAGGGAAAGGGUCCAAGCAAGAGCAGUGAGUGAUGAAUAAUUCAUUGGUGCUGAUUAAUUUGCUUGUGAUCACUCGUGAGAAUAAUGUAUGUUUGAGUCAAAUUGCGUUGUUGAAAGAUAAUAAAUAUGGUGCAUAUGAUGUGUUUUUUUACCCAGUUCAAUCACAGAUGCUGACAUAC
This is a messenger RNA of Triticum aestivum (bread wheat), 2501 nucleotides long. RefSeq names its product protein CHUP1, chloroplastic. The coding region runs from base 1051 to 2355 and encodes 434 amino acids. The record is from RefSeq and is a predicted model, not a curated record. The transcript has 2 exons. Lineage: Eukaryota; Viridiplantae; Streptophyta; Magnoliopsida; Poales; Poaceae.